Tauraco erythrolophus (red-crested turaco) is the source of this 1281-nucleotide messenger RNA. NCBI's taxonomy places the organism in Eukaryota, Metazoa, Chordata, Aves, Musophagiformes, Musophagidae. The record is from RefSeq and is a predicted model, not a curated record.
AUGCGGUGCAGGAAAGAUGCUGCUCUCGGUAAAUCCGGCCGUAAUAACCCCUCCGGCCCCAGACCGGUAGGACUGCGGAAAAGCCAUGCUAACCAUAAGGAAGAGGGGACCUGUUUUAUAGGGAGCAAGAGACAGUUAACGCAGAACCACUCCCAGACCAAGUGCCUUCAAAGUGUCCUGAAGGAAGUGGAACUCAUCCGGAGCUCCAGGGAUGGGCAAAUUGAAGAAGCAAUUAGAUUCAAUCAAGAGCUGGAAAGAGAGCUGAAGAGCUCUCAGGAGGCUCUGGUCAAUCUGGAAGACUGCAACCGUAACCUCAAGAGGGAACAAGCAGAAAUGAGGAAGAAGGUUGAAGAGGCGAGACACGCCGUCCUUAACAGUCUUGGCAAAGUGAAGGAGCUAGAAGUGAAAGCUAACCAAGUGCCACAUCUGCAAAUAUACAUUCAGCAGCUGGAAUCGGAACUGCAGCACUAUAGGUCAGAAAUGGUGAAAUUCCAGCUUCCCCCCAGAAGCAGCCCAGAGCAGAAGGAGAGAGCAGCCUUACCAAAUGGAAGAUACUGCCUGCCUGUUGUGCAGCAAGAUCGACGGUCCCCCACUGGCGGAGCUGGGAUUUCUGAGAACGAUGACCAGCUGUUCCGUUCCGUGGAGGGCCAGGCUGCCUCUGAUGAGGAGGAGGAAAAGUGGGCAGGAGACCAGCCAUCCCAGGUGAACCAGAUGAAGAAAAUACUGGCCAAGCUCCCUUGCUGUGGCAGCGGAUGCGAUGAAAAAACGUGGAAAAGGCUAAUGUCUGUCUUGGAGAGCACCAAUACUGAUGGCUAUGAAACGGCCCCCACGGAGCUUGCAGAGAGAAUCACCCAGCUAACUGAACAGCUUGAGCUUAAAGGGCAUGAAGUGAAGAAACUGGAAACCAAUAUGGAAGAGAUGAAAGGCCCAUUGCUAGGUGAGCUGCAGCACAAGGUGGAGGAGACCGAAUUGUUGAAGAUGGAGCUGCAGAUGUUGGAGACUGAAAGAGUUAGGCUGUCACUGGUGGAAGAAAAGCUCAUGGACGUUUUACAGCUUCUUCAACAACUUCGAGACUUGAACAUAUCUAAGCGAGCCUUGGGGAAAAUCUUGCUGAGCACUUUGGAAUCCUGCCGUGACCCCCAACCUGGAAAAGCUCACCUAUUUGAAGUCCUAGAUACUCUGUACCACGAGCUGACAGCCUGUGAACUCUUGCAAAGCCAGCCUCUGGAGAAGGUGCAGAGUCGCCAGUCCUUGUCUAACCCACUGGUCAUCUCGUGCUGA